CCUAUUGGCUUUUGUCAGAGUUCAUGAAUCGGAUUCAUUUCAAUAUAAAUUUUUAGAUGCAUUAUAUUAUUUUGCACAGUUAGACUAUAUGUUCCUGGUAAAAGUUUGUUCUUGUGUUUAUUAGAAAUGAAUUAAAAAAAUAAAUAAAAAAUUCUACCCCAAAAGUUAACUCUAUCUCCACUCUAAGACCUUUUGAAUAAUAAGUUCUAAUUAGAUGUAAUAACCAACAAUUUUGUAAAAUUUGCCUAAAAUCACUGCUGUGUAAUUUUAUUAAUACCAAAACAAUCAUAUAAGGUAAAUCAAACUUACUCCAAAAGUGCGUUACUCUAUCUCCACUCUAGUUAGAUUUUUUUUGGAAUAUGAGUUCUAAUUAGCGCUAUCAACAACUUUGUAAAAUCCGCCUGAAAUCACUGAUGCACAAUUUAUAUAUACCAGUAAUACCACAACAACCACAUAAGGUAAAAAAUUAAUCAAACUUAUAAAAAGAAAAACAUAGUUUUAUACAUUAUAACGUGAACGGGAUCAGAUUCAUUUCAAUAUCUAUUUUGUAGGUUUAAAUUCAUCCCAUUAAGGAAUGAUUAUAACAUAAAGACCAUUAAAAAAAAGUUGUAAGAAAUUUUAGAAUGGAGUAAAAAAAAACUCCUCUAGCUUUCACUCUCAAGUCCCAACAAAAUUCACAAAACUCCAAAAUAAGGAAAAAAUAAAAAUCAAAAAACAAAUAAAAAAAUUCUUAAUAAAAAAAAAAAAAUUGAAAGAAAAAUAAAUAGACCCAAAAACAAAAAUGAAAGUAUGAAACAUUUCAAUUACCGAACGGUUUUUUAAGUUUCGGUGAGUGGUUUUCUCUCUUCAUUUUCCCACUCUCUUUAAUUUAAUUUCUUCUUUUCUUCCAUCUUCAUCUUCCUUUGUUAUCAUCGUCACCUUCACUAAUCUUAAUUAACCCCACACUAAUCGUGUGAUUAAUUUAAUAAUUACCAAAAGUUGUACCUUUAAUCAUAGAUUAAUCAGACCAUUAGAUUUGAUUCUGUUUUUUUUUUUUAUUAGCAGAAGUAGGUGAUAAGGAAUAUAUAUAUCCUUACCUCCUCUUCCUAGAUUCCCUAUAAAUUUUGUUGUUAGAUUUUGCAAGUGGUAAUAAAAGAAACCAUUUUAAUUUAUACUAUAAGGUCACUUUCAUGAAAUGAUUUGCAACUUGGUAUUAUCCAGAUGGUUUAUGUUGCAUUUUCUCUCUCUUAAAAAAUAAAAAUUCUCUCUUCUUUUUUUUAUUUUCUUCCUUAAUUCACUACCAAAAAUAUUUAUCCAAUUUUCUCAAUCAUUUUCAUUAUCCGUACUGUACAAAUUCACUCUUUUUCUUUAUCCUUGACCAACUUACCCACCUAAAGGUUUUUUUUUUUUUUUUUUUUUUUGAAUAAAUAAUUUUUUUUUUUUUUGGAAAGGAUUUGAUGGGGUUGAAGAAGGAGAUGAAAGAAAUGGUAUUGCAUGGUGAAGAUCUACAAAAUUUUGACGUCGUUGGCGGGGAAGGUAUGAAGGAUAGUGAGGAAGAGAUCUGGUUUGAAACCGCCUCACACCCUUUUGAGAGUAACAAUAAUGAUAAUAUGAGCAAUGAGAAUGAUUUUUUAGAUGUGGAUGUUAGCGAUCCAUCAUCCUUGUUCUAUGCUGAUUUUCCACCACUUCCUGAAUUUCCUUGCAUGUCCUCAUCUUCCUCAUCAUCCUCGACUCCUGCCGCUACGGCGGCAAAGCCUUUUGGGGUGUGUUCCACCGCAACGACUUCUUCUUCCGCUUCUACGGCGUCGUCCGGGGCGGCGUCGUGGGCGGUGUUGAAGUCCGAUGCGGAUCAAGACCCGGAACCGGCUUCGUCUACGGCUGCUCCGGUUACGGAUCAUGAUCAGGCACAGAGGGUGGAGGAGAGGGAGAUUUUGAUGGAUGAUGUUGAUCAUUGCAUGGAUAUGAUGCAGAAUUUUGGGUGCAUAGAUAUGCUUGAGAAUACUGAUAUUUGCUGGGAUCCUUCGCCGUUGUUUGAUGACAACAACGGCGACGAGCAUCAGUUUUUGCAACCGGAGGAAAUGUUGGUGAACCGUCAUCUAGUUGAGGAAGAUGAGGAAGAAAGAGUGUUUGAGCAGUUCAUGCAACAACAAAAAGAUGGUGAGAGUACUAAUACUAGUAUUAAUAAUGAUGCUAGUGGUGUUGUUGAUGGAAUUGUUGGUCAAAAUAGUGGUGGGUGUGGAGAUGGUGAACCGGAUUCGUCGCCCGAUGAUCUUGCCUUGGUGUUCUUUGAGUGGUUGAAGAGUAAUAAGGAGGCGAUAUCGGCCGAGGAUUUGAGGAAUAUUAAGAUCAAGAAGUCGACGAUUGAGAACGCUGCUAAGAGAUUAGGUGGUGGGAAAGAAGGGAUGAAGCAGUUGCUUAAGUUGAUACUUCAAUGGGUGCAAAAUCAUCAUUUACAAAAUAAGAAAAUGAUGAUGAGUGGUGAAGAUAAUGAGUUUCAUGUUGUUAAUAAUGUUAGUGGUAGUAUGAUUAAUCGCCAAAGUUAUUCAAUUCAAGAUCACAAGAAUGAUACUGCUACUACAACUCCUAGUGAUACUAGUGCGGCAAACCCUAGUUCUGCACCUGAGUCGCAGUGCUUUAGCCCAACGACGUGGCUACCGGGUCCACCACCUUCUCAACCGUAUGUGAGUGACACCCCCGUGAUGGUCCCGAUGACGGCCCCACCACCUCCCCCGGGGUUCCCACCCACGGUUGGGUACAUGGGUGGGGAUCCGUAUGGGGGUGGUAGUCCGAUGGCGGCAUACAUGUCGGAUUACCACGCAUGGGGACCCACCCCGAUGCGAUACGGGAUGAGUCCCCAUUACGGGGGUUACCCCGAUGUAGCAGCUCAGUUUGGAGGGUAUGCAAACCCUCCUCCCUACCCAGGGUUCUAUUAUCACCCUGGUCCAACCGAGGGACUAGUGAGGCUCGGGUCCUCGGCGACAAAGGAAGCUCGGAAGAAGAGGAUGGCGAGGCAGAGGAGGUUCCUUACUCAUCAUCAUAGGAAUUCUCAUCAUAAUAAUUAUCAUCAACAUCAGAAUAAUAGUAAUAAUAAUGGAAAUGUUAGUCAACAAAUGAUGAUGAGUCAAAUGGCUGAACAGCAGCAUGCAGCCGCUGUUGUAGGGAAUGGAAAUUGUGGUGUUGUUGCUCCACAUGGGAAUUGGGUAUACUGGCCACCUCCACCUCCUCCACAAGUCGUGGCGCCGCAACAAGUGAACCACCCCGGUCCUGUGGUUGGGCAGAUGAUGCCGCCGCAGCCGCCCAUGGAGAGGGCUGCGAACGGCUAUCAAAAGCAAGUUGGGAUUGAGAAAAAACAGGGAUGGAAAACAGAGAAGAAUUUGAGAUUUCUUCUACAAAAAGUUUUGAAGCAAAGUGAUGUUGGUAAUUUAGGGAGGAUCGUCUUGCCCAAGAAGGAAGCAGAGACUCAUUUGCCAGAACUGGAGGCAAGGGAAGGAAUCCCUAUCGCCAUGGAAGACAUUGGUACCUCUCGUGUGUGGAACAUGCGUUACAGGUUCUGGCCUAACAACAAAAGCAGGAUGUAUCUCCUUGAGAAUACAGGGGAUUUUGUUAGAUCGAAUGGACUACAAGAAGGGGACUUCAUUGUUAUCUAUUCAGAUGUAAAAUGUGGCAAAUAUAUGAUUAGAGGAGUGAAAGUACGACCACAACAGCAAAGCGCGAAGCCUGAACUAACCAACAAGAAGUCAAACAAGACCCAGAAAACUGAACCAACCUCCUCCCCAGCUGGAAAUGGCCCGUCCUCUUCUCCAACCGUUACUCAAAGUUAACUUCGUAGUUCGAUUUAUUGUUCAUAAAACUCUUUUGCAGUAGCAUAACAUUGCAAUUUCUACUCCUAUGAGAGUGGUGAUUAAGUCAAUAAGAAACUCGUGGAGUGGUGGUUGCAAAAACCUUACAUAUAGGUAUGUCACAUCCAAAGAAGAGGGGUCAAGGAAUAUGAUCGCAAUCAUAACUGUUUUUGCGCUCUUAGUUUGGUACUCGUUGAUGUGGAGGAGAUUAUAGGUAAGUAUCAACGGUUAUAGGCAGUUUUUGGAGGCAUUUGUAUGUUGCAGUUUGUAAUAUUUUGUAAUAUGUCCGCCCUCGAAUUGUGAUG
Molecule: messenger RNA, 4123 nt
Organism: Chenopodium quinoa (quinoa)
Lineage: Eukaryota; Viridiplantae; Streptophyta; Magnoliopsida; Caryophyllales; Amaranthaceae
Product: B3 domain-containing transcription factor ABI3-like
Exons: 6
Coding region: 1437-3800 (787 amino acids)
Molecular function (GO): DNA-binding transcription factor activity; DNA binding
Source: RefSeq, a predicted model, not a curated record